GGAAGGCCAUGAAGACGAGAAAGCAAAAGCAGAGAUAAAGUUGGGAUAAAUCAAGAGGCUGAUAACAUCUGCCAUUAGACGCCGUGCGUCUGGCUGAGAGGCUGGACGAGAAAGUUUUCCAUAAAUAAAAAGAAAAUGAUUUUGAAAUCAAAUAUCGUUCAAAUUGUAAUCAUGAAAAUAAAUGAUAGAACUCUUGUUUGGGAAGAAUAACCUGAUCAGGGUUGAAUAACUAAAAGGAUAUAUUAAAUGAAGGGUUGAAAAUAUAAAACCUCAGACCAUCAAAACCGAAAGAUAAAUACAUUUUAAAUUGCAUUGGCAUUAAACAGUAUGAAAACAGAAAAUACAGACUGGUGUAAGAUUUGUAAUGAGUGGAUUCUAAGAAUACACAGUGUGAAGAGCGCGAGGCAAUGGUUAGUUUUCAACACAACAAAGGAAAUUUGGAGACAUGCCCAGAAAACACCUUUGUGAAUGUGCUGUCAGUCUGACAUGAUUGUGGAAUACGAUCACACUCUCCCCAUAGCAAAAGUUCUGCUCUGUACCUCCUGAGGAAUGUUCCAGAUCAGUUUCUUCCCCGGCACAACUAACAGAGCUGCUGGAGACCGAUCACUAGAACUGUAAGACUACUCCCCUGGAGCAGCACACGGGUGGGAAGAGGUGACAAGAACUGUCUGCAUCCGUGGAACAUGAAGCAGUCGGCAGUUGUGGGUGUGGUGAGAGUGUGGAUGCUCUUCUCGACUCUAUGGGCAUCGCUUGGUCAGCUCACGUCGAGGCAAGAGUGUGUGCGAUGUAAAUGUGACGACUGUAGCAAGCCAUGCUGCAAGGUCUUCAGUCCCAGCGGUCUGACGGAGCUGAGUGUUGCCGUCAACUGCUCGCAGCCCGACGAUGUCAUCAUUCUUGACACCGUCACCAUGGCCACGGAUCCUGACCCGGAGUCCCAGUGUAACGGUCACAGUUUGACACACACCGACGGAUGCUUAACGAGUACACCGACCAACUUGUGCGCCUUUCCGCAAAUAAAAGCUGUUUCUCUCCGCAACAAUUCCUUGAGCAAGAUUCCAGAGCUGACCUGUCUCUCUGGCCUCAUCUAUCUGGACUUCCGGAAGAACGUCAUCACGACUGUCCCCCAGGACACGUUCAAGGGCUUGUUCGCUCUCCGAGAAGUGUAUCUGGAUGACAAUGCCAUCACUUACAUCCACCCGUUGGCCUUUGACCCCAGCACGAGCAUGCUGACCACCUUUUCGGUCUCGGGCAACUUAAUGACCGUCCUGGAUCCUUGGAUGUUUCUGCUGCCCCGUCCGUUCUGUCGCUUCAAUUUCAGUCACAACAACAUCGCGCGCCUGACUAACGAACAGCACUUCAACAUCGGGCGAUCGUCGAGAGCCCACUACGGCCCUGGCUUCGUUGACGUCACGUACAACAACAUGGUGAUGUCGCCGGCGGACGACAUGAAGCAGUAUGGCAUCUACGAGGUGCCGGACUUGCUGCCGUUUAUUUCCUGGGGUUUCGACUUGCGGUUCAACCCUUUCCACUGCGACUGCAAGUUCUUCAAAGUCGUCAAGUUCCUAAACUACGUGUCGACGUACCUGUGGAGAUCCUAUUUCAACAUCACCUGCGCUUCCCCGUCCCAGUUUAGGGGUGUACCUAUGUUUCAGCUGCCUCUUGAUCAGCUGACGUGUCCCGUGACAGUCACCUGCCCUUUGCCCUGCACCUGCACCCAGAGGCCGUAUUAUCAAGACGUUCUAGUGAACUGCAGUCACAAGCGGCUGAUGACGCUGCCGCGUGACCUGCCGGAAGGGAACCUCACUCUGGACAUGACUGGCAACGCCAUACGACGCCUGGACCUGCAGAACUACUUGCAGCGAGUGGUCCACCUGAAUCUGACUGCCAACCAUUUGUUCGAGGUCGACCAGCAGGCGGCGCUGGCGCUACGGCACGUCAGGUCACUAGACAUGCGCGGAAACAACCUUCAUCAUCUGUCGACCACCUUACAGGUUGUUUCCCCUGACGCAAUAUACCUGGACAUCGGCACUUUGAAGUGUACCUGCGAACUGGAGUGGUUCUUGCACUGGACUGGGAGACAUAUUUACGAAAAUCUUCAAAAGAUCACGUGCCUUUCUGAAAGUGACGGUCGUCACGUGUUGCUGAUCAACGCCACGCGAAGAGACCUCGGCUGUGAGGCAGAAGAUACGUCACUCUCACACGAGACCUGGGCUUACGUCAUUGUGGCGGCAGCUGUUGUCCUCAUCGUCCCCAUCCUCGUCGUGGUGUUUCGCUACGAGUUGCUGGUGUUGUAUCAUCGCUUCUUUCAUCGUCAGCCCGGAGAGAAAUACUUGCCUGCUCUUCUUGAAGUUCCCCGAUAUGACAUCUUCGUCAGCACGGCCACCAACAGCGACAACGACGCCACCUGGGUGAGCAGGAUCUUGCUGCCCGCCAUGGACAGACGCAAGCUGACCUACUUUGUGCCACAGAGAGACAACCUGCCAGGUGCCAUCCCCAUGGACGAAGUGGUUCAAACCCUCCGACAGAGCAAGUGCGCACUCAUCCUGCUGUCGCCGGACUACCUGGCCCAGCCCAUCUGCUGCUUCCAGUUCCGCCAAGCAUACGACAUGAUGGUCAAGGAGGGUCGCGGUCGUGUCUUCGUCGUGUGCUUGCAGAAGGUCAAGCGGGGUCAAAUGCAGGACCACCUCCUACGGGCCAUACUCAACCUCAACAUGGCGUACUCGGGUGAUAACCCAGAUGAUCUGUACAACCUUAUUAACCUUAUCUAAGUGUUGUCACAAAAACAAAGUCAAGUCCUGCAAAGAAGUGUUUGGUGUUUAAGAGAAUGGAUUGGGAAAGAAAUCAUCGUCUUUUGUUCAUCUUGACUCCGAUAUUCCUCCCUUGGGGCGUGACACCUCUUCACAGGUCUAACAGUCGGAAGAUAGUAGUUUUCCGUUAGUGCCCUCUGUGUGUGCGUGUAUGUGUAUGUGUGUGUGUGUGAGAUUUCUUGUUCCAGUUUUAUUUUGUAACCCUGUAAAACCCUCCACCUACUCUCCAGAUAGCUUUGUUUCCAACGUCCGCAUUUAUGUGUCACGUGGAUGUUUGAAUGUGAAUUGUAAUUGUAAUUCUGAUGUUCACAACAAUGCACGGAAAUGAUUAAAAUCGUGUAAGCACAUAGGAUGUGUGUCAAAUGGGAAAACCUGCGAUGUGGGAAAAGCCGACGGAGCUAAUCAUGUGGUGGCUGCUGGCAAACUAUUCCCACACCGACCAAUGGAAGUCGAGGCUUCACGUACAUCGGUGAGUCGAUGAGCAGAGACUACGUCAUCGGACGUGACCAACACCCCUUGAGAGGUCGAGAGGAAGUCGAACGCUCAUACAGGGUCUUUAUUGGUGACGUCAGAGUAACCGUUGCUUACAUUGAGCGCUCCCUCCACACACACAGACUCCCUCCCAACCCCUCCUCAAGUCUGUUACCGAAACAGGUGAUCACGUGGUAAUUAUAUUCUCGUCCUUAUUGAAAUAAAGACAUAUCCUCCUCCCAGCCUUCUGUUUCCUGUCAUAAUGCAGUGGUCUUCCGUUAUUCACGUUUGUAUUCGUCUGAUUAUGUUCCCACGGAAAAGCUGGUAGCUUUAUUAAACGAACAAAUGUUUGAUUCUGUUUAUAUUCUCAAAUGUUUGUCUCUAACGGUUUUCUCAUAUUUCCACAAAUCUUUGUCUCUACGUUUGUGAACAGAUGUUUGUCUGAUAAUAUGUGUACACAUGUGCUCAGAUGUCUGCUCUGACGUGCGUGUGUGUGUGUGCGCGCGUGCUUGCGUGCCUGAGUAACCGACGUCAGCGUGCUCGUUCCAUGCGAUCGUCUUUAACGUCGACGUCGACGUUUGUGAGAUUGUCGGACUGUUCAUCUCUUGCGUAGCGGGAAAUGUUCACUUCUUUUGUUGAGCGUGGACUUCAUGAAGGAGACUUUUACUGUCAGCUCUUCAGUUACUCAACAGUUCCGUCCCUGACACAAGGGUCACGUGUAACAAUGGCUUUCAUCCGCCUCCAUCCUUUCUUUGUUAAAAUCGUCUGGCAAGGAGGAAGAAAUGCAAAUUUGAGAGCAAUAAAUGAUGACUGUUUUAAAUUAAAACUACUUGAUCGGGAAAGAUAUUUGACCUUUCCCGACGUUGCUGAAGAGAUACUGGUUUCAUUUUCAUUUUGUUUGAUUGGCUAUACGCCCAGAGGGCAGUUUUAGCCCUAAUAUGGGUGUUGGUUAUUUAGUUUUGUCUGUUUUUUCUUCCUGGUUGUGAAGAAGUAUAAGACGCAGUUUUCUGAAACACUUACUUUGCUGUGGAUCCUGAACGCGUUCUGUCCAGUUAGUCCUAUGUAAGACGAUCCUUCCAUCCCUGCUGUUCCGUCUUUUACAGACCACUAAGACUUAACCUUCGUUAGCCUUGAUCGUGACACAAUAGAACUGUGUCAACCAAAGA
Molecule: messenger RNA, 4444 nt
Organism: Pomacea canaliculata
Lineage: Eukaryota; Metazoa; Mollusca; Gastropoda; Architaenioglossa; Ampullariidae
Product: protein slit-like
Exons: 3
Coding region: 684-2768 (694 amino acids)
Biological process (GO): toll-like receptor signaling pathway; immune response
Cellular component (GO): membrane
Molecular function (GO): transmembrane signaling receptor activity; protein binding
Source: RefSeq, a predicted model, not a curated record